Molecule: messenger RNA, 1714 nt
Organism: Daphnia pulex (common water flea)
Lineage: Eukaryota; Metazoa; Arthropoda; Branchiopoda; Diplostraca; Daphniidae
Product: protein tumorous imaginal discs, mitochondrial-like
Exons: 7
Coding region: 49-1452 (467 amino acids)
Biological process (GO): mitochondrion organization; response to heat; protein folding
Cellular component (GO): mitochondrion
Molecular function (GO): ATP binding; heat shock protein binding
Source: RefSeq, a predicted model, not a curated record
ACUUAAACAGUCGAGUCGAAACCAACGAUUUGUACCUUGUACGUCCCCAUGUGGCCCCGGUUACAGAAAAUGGCCUGCACUUCCCGAAGUUUGUUUGGAUUAAUUAUAAAACAGAGGUUUUUAUUGCCCAUAACGAGUCAUGCUGCACUUCAAUCUGAAAUUCCAACAAGCAGAAGAAAUUUCCAUACAUCAAACAUCACGUUCGCAAAAAAAAGGGAUUAUUACGAUGUUCUAGGUGUUCCUCGAAAUGCUUCUUUAAAAGAUGUUAAGAAAGCAUAUUACCAACUAGCUAAAAAGUUUCAUCCUGAUACCAAUAAAAAUGAUCCAGAAACUAUAAAAAAAUUUCAAGAAGUUUCUGAAGCCUAUGAGGUUUUGAGCGAUGAUGGGAAGAGAAAACAAUUUGAUACAUGGGGAGCUACUUCAGAGCAAAUGGGAGGUGGACAGGCUGGACCAGGUGCUUCACAGGACUUUUCAAGACAUCAAAAUUGGAAUUUUCAGUCUAGUGUUGAUCCUGAAGAACUGUUCCGAAAGAUUUUCGGACAAGCUGGCUUUCAAGGAGGAAAUUUUGGUGAAGAAUUUGCUGAAUCAAGGUUUGGGUUUGGUGCUGCUCAAGAGAUGACCAUGAAUUUGACAUUCGCUCAAGCUGCCAAAGGAAUCAACAAAGAUAUAAACUUGAAUGUGGUUGAUACAUGUCCAAAAUGCCGUGGUUCAAGAAGUGAACCUGGAACAAAAGCAGUAAAAUGUCCAUUUUGCAAUGGAACAGGGAUGGAAACAAUUAGCACUGGUCCGUUCAUCAUGAGAUCGACUUGCAGAAGAUGCAUGGGUUCAAGAAUGCACAUAGCAAAUCCUUGUUUGGAAUGUGAAGGAAAAGGUUCAACAGUUCAGCGAAAAAAAGUAACUGUCCCCGUUCCGGCAGGUGUUGAGGAUGGUCAAACAGUAAGAAUGCAAGUGGGCCAAAAAGAAGUUUUUAUCACUUUUCGGGUAGAAAAAUCCGAUUAUUUUCGUCGCGAUGGUGCCGACAUACACACUGACGCUGCUAUUACAUUCUCGCAAGCCGUCCUAGGAGGAGCCAUCCGCGUUCAAGGAAUAUAUGAAGAGCUAACAGUUGAUAUCCCUAAAGGAACGCAGUCACAUACACGUAUUCGUAUGAAUGGAAAAGGAUUACGUAAAGUUAAUGGUUACGGAUUUGGUGACCACUACAUUCAUAUAAAAAUCAAAAUCCCGGUCCGGCUUAAUGAAAAGCAAAAAAAACUGAUUUUGGCUUACGCUGAACUUGAAGAAGAUACCCCAGGAACUGUAAACGGAAUCACCUACACCAAAGAUGGUAAACGAAUGGAUGGGAUCAAAGAAGCGCCGAUGGCUGGCUCGGAAUCCCAAUCAGCUAGCAAGGAGGACACCCAGGGAAAAGAAGAUGGUCUUUUUGGCCGCCUUAAAAAGGCCAUUUUUGGAUAAAGAUAGGAAAAGUCGCGACUACUACCAUAGAGUACGUGCGAAAAAGGCGAGUGAUGGCUCUAGCAAAAAAGGUUCGACUAACUCUUCUCAAGAUGACGAUUCCAAUUUAAAAGAGACAAAGGAGGAUAAAGCCCAACGACAGAAAUUAUAAGUUUAAUAUCCAACAAUUUCUCUCGCCAGUUUCCUUUAUUUUAAGGAAGGUAAAUAAAUGUAGUCAGUUGUUAACGCAUUUGUAUAAAAUAAACCAUGUCGAGUUACCACA